UCUUUACUUGGUUUCUCGUAUCACGGUGGCUGUGAGUACCGUGAAGGACAUUAAAGUGUUAAGACGUACACGAUCGAAGAAGAUACAAAGAGAGGAAAAAAAGAAAGAUUAAAAGAGAUACAGAUUUAGAGAGAGAUAGAUAGAGAGAGAGAGAGAGAGAGAGAGAGAGAGAAACUACGCAAUUUUUUUAUCGUAACAAAGUUAUCUAUUAUUAAUUUUUUUUUUUUUUUAUUACGUGAACACGUUUUAUUAAUAUACGCAAGAGGUAUUAAUACAUAGAUAAAAACGGUAAAGGAUUAGAUUGUAUUAUGUCAAGACUGUGCCGACGUUGUCGUUAAGAACGUAUUUUGAUUGGUUAUCUAUUUUCUUCGAUAGGAAACUAUAAAAAAAAGAAAAAAAAAAAAAAAAAAAAAGAAAAGAAAAAAAGUCAAUCUUCUUAUCUCGAAUUAUUUAUCUACGACAAAUAUUGUCACGAACGUGUACGACGUUAAUUAGGAAUUUGGAGAAACAGAAAGAUGAUUUCAUGAAGAACUGAUAAAAAAGGGAUAGAAAAAGAUCGACGUAUAAUCCGUGUAAUUAAAACGAAAAACAAAAUAAGACAUACAUAUUUAUAUAUAUAUAUAUAUAUAUAUAUAUAUAUAUAUAUAUAUACACACAAAUUAUAUAUAAAACAAUAUUCUUUCAUUUUUUUUUUCUUUUUUUUUUCCUCCUAACAAGAUUUUCGUAUUAUCCGAAGUUUGCGGGCUAUGGACAAUUACAAAAUCAUUGCUGUCGGUAACAGUGUACCUUAAUUAAUAUAUUUUACAAAUAAAUUAUAUAUAUAUAUAUAUAUAUAAAAACACACAUACAUACACACACACACACACACACACACACACACAUAUAUAUAUAUAUAUAUCACAAUUUACAUCACCGACAUUACAUAUAUAAGAGAAAUAGAGAAGAGAAUGUUCUUCUUCGAUCGUUGUGUUGUCUAAAAAGAAAAAAAGAAAAACAAAAAAAAAAAAAGAAAAAACAAAAAACAGAAAAAAAAGAAGGGAAGAAGAAAAGGGGAAGAAUAAAAAAAAAGAAAAGCAGAACUUCGUGACUCGUUUAAUAUUUUUUUCUAAAGAAGAUAAACAACAACAACGACAACAACAACGACCGACAAAAAAAAAGGAAGAAAGAGAGGAACCAUUUUUUGAAGACUUCAGAAAUACUAGAUAUUUCGAAAGAUGGAGUUCAAGUUCAACGUCAAUAAACUUCUACCAAGGAAAAUUAACAAGGUUACUCAUAUUCUCAUACCGGAAGAUUUUAAAGGAGAUCGUCGUGAACUAAACGAAUGUCAACGGCAAUUAAGUAAAAUUUUGGACGACAUGGGAGAAGCUUCUGCAAAGGCUCAAGGAUUGAGUAAAUCAAUAACAAGUGCUGUUAAACUUCGUGACACAGAUCACAUUGUUUAUCUUCUCGUAGACAACGAAGCGAACAACAACCUGGGAAGCGUGGUAGGGUUGCUGAAAACUGGAUCAAAGAAUUUGUUCAUGUUCGAUGAAACGGGAGCAAAUUAUCAGUUGAGACCACGGUGCAUCUUGGAUUUUUAUAUUCAUGAAUCUCGACAGCGUAUGGGACUUGGCAAUAUUCUUUAUCAGUACAUGCUGUCCGAAGAAAAUAUUAGGCCAGUGAAAUUGGCAAUUGACCGACCCUCGGAGAAAUUUCUUGCCUUUCUACAAAAACAUUAUGGAUUGACGAAAAUCAUUACGCAGAAUAAUAAAUUCGUUGUGUUCCAAGGAUUUUUCGAUGACGAAAUUCAAGAUGUCAGAGCUAAUAGAUAUAGUUUACCACCAAGACAUUCUUUUGAUAUCGGCACACCACCAAAUAAUAAUGCAGCAAAAAGUAAUAGUACGAAUGGUAUACCGUAUGUUUCUACAGUUACUCGUAGUUCUUACGGUAGAUACGCUGCUGGACGACCGCCAUGUUCAAUGGCAAACAUAAUCCAUAAUACAGCGAUGCUUGGUCAAUCAAUUGAACGUACAGGCGAGGACAUUAUCUCUUCUCCUAUUACAACAAAACUGGAACGACCACGAUCUUUAAGCUUGUAUUCGGAGGAAGAUCAAAAGCAACAUACAAAUGAAUUACCAAUUAUAUCAACGACAGUUGUUCCUAAUAAUGAAGCAACAUCAUUCGCUCCUGUUAUAAUAGAAACUGAAAAAACUGUUAAACCAUCCCCAUCGUGCAGCCAAGAAGUAACUGGAAACAAUCAGCACGGUCAUCUUGAUCUUAAAUUUUAUCAUUCACCGUUGUGGUAAAGAAAGAAAAAAGAAAAAAAACAAAAAAAAAAAAAAAAAGAGGAACGUUUAUAAAUGACAUUUAUCAGAAACAAGAUAGAAAUAAAAAAUUUGAUGCUAUGGUAAUAA
This is a messenger RNA of Vespa crabro (European hornet), 2393 nucleotides long. Its product is annotated as alpha-tubulin N-acetyltransferase-like. Gene Ontology annotation, molecular function: tubulin N-acetyltransferase activity. NCBI's taxonomy places the organism in Eukaryota, Metazoa, Arthropoda, Insecta, Hymenoptera, Vespidae. The record is from RefSeq and is a predicted model, not a curated record. Gene Ontology annotation, biological process: alpha-tubulin acetylation. Gene Ontology annotation, cellular component: microtubule. The coding region runs from base 1215 to 2285 and encodes 356 amino acids. The transcript is spliced from 9 exons.